AGCCUCACCGUGGCUCGAAAUGGACCCCAACUGCUCCUGCGCCACUGGUGACUCCUGCUCAUGCGCCAGCUCCUGCAACAGCAGCGUGCAAAGGACCUCAUGCAAGAAGAGCUGCUGUUCCUGCCGCCCCGUGGGCUGUGCCAACCGUGCCCAGGGCUGCCUCUGCAAAGGGGCGUUGGAGAAGGGCAGCUGCUGUGCCUGAUGUGGGGACAGUUCUGCUCCCAGAUGUAAGCAAGCCAACCUGCAAACACCUGAGGUUUUUUUAAUACAGCCCUGAGCCAUUUGCUGCAUUUCUUUUUCUAUUAAACAUGUGAAUGACAAUAAAACCAUUUUGACUUGAA
Sapajus apella (tufted capuchin) is the source of this 341-nucleotide messenger RNA. RefSeq names its product metallothionein-I, hippocampal-like. NCBI's taxonomy places the organism in Eukaryota, Metazoa, Chordata, Mammalia, Primates, Cebidae. The record is from RefSeq and is a predicted model, not a curated record. The transcript has a single exon. Bases 20 to 202 code for a protein of 60 amino acids. Gene Ontology annotation, molecular function: metal ion binding.